AUGUCAAAAUUUCCAUUCGGUACACCUGUCACAACAACAGCAAGUACGGGAUUUGGUUUUGGUGCACAAAAGACAAAUACUGGAUUUACAUUAGGUAGUACACCACUUAGUACUACAAAUCCAACCGUUGGUUCUGGUCUGACUUUUGGUACACCAGCCUCGACAACAACCAUGGCCUUAAAUCCCAGUUUUUGUGGCACUUCCGCUACUCAAGCUCAGUCCAACCUACUUCUAGGAUCAAAUGUAACAACUUCAACUUCUAGUUUAUUUUCAACACCAAUAUCUUCAGCAGCUGCUUCCACUGGUCUUACAUUUGGGACACCAGGCACAACGAGUAGUUUAAAUUUUGGAAAUACUAGUAUUACACCUGUGACAGGAAGUCUUGGUUUAAAAGCUCCAGUAACAACUGCUCCAUCUCUUUUCGGAAGUGCUCCUACUGGAGGCUUAUUUGGUGCAAAACCUAUAACAACUUCUACCACAACGGUAGCAACUACUGUCAACAAAGGUCUCGGGGGUUUGGAUGUAUCUAUUAGCAAUAAAGGACUCUCUCAGGGGAGCAAUAGUCCUACAGCUGCUAAAGAAAAUUUGUUACCAAGUGAACUUGUACAGACCAUAGAUAAUUUCAAAGCAUUUGUAAAAAUGCAGAAGUCAUUCUCAUCGGACAUAGCCAGGGGUUCUGCUAGACCUUUGAAUCGAUGUGCCGAAGAUACCGCAUCACUGAUGGAAAUGCUAACAUCAUUAGCUGGAUCUGUUCAACGAGAUCGUUCCUUAGCCGAUAAAUUAAAACACGAUACAGCAAAGGCCUUACAAAGUGCCGAGAUUGCUCAAAGAACGCAUGAUACACCUGCAGGGCUGCAGUAUGAAAAUAAUGCUCCACUAUUAUUUUUCAUGGAACUUGCAGAACAUUUUGAACACGAUUUAAUGUUGUUCAGAUCACAAAUUGAAGUGACAGAAAAGCAUAUACAAACCAUGAUGGCACCCAAAACACUAACACCACAAGAACUCACAAUGGCUAUGAGAAAAUUACACGAUUCCCUUGUUGCGGUUGCUGGCAAACUACAAGGUGUACAUGCUAAAGUGCAACAACAAAAAGAGCAGUAUCUCAAUUUAAGGAAAUAUGUAUUAAAGGAUAGUACCAAUGUAUUCGAAGACAUUAAAAUAAACGGGAGGACAAGCAAGAAUAACUUUGGAAAGGUAACAAGUGGUCCAACACCCUUUGGUCCAGGAAACAAAACCUUCUUAUCAUCGACGGCUCUAAGUUGCAGUCGAACCCCAAGUUAUGGAACACCAAACCCUUUAGCUUGGGGAAGUGCCACGCCAGUUGCAGCAGCCAGUAACAUCUCUCUGGGUACGACCAUGAAACCACCAACCACAAGUUUAAGUUUCAAUCCACCCGUAAAUCUUACAGCACCUCUGUCAGCCACUGACUCCAAUUCCAGUUUUCAAUUGCAAAAACCACCUGCAGGUGUUAAAAGAGGAAAACAUUAAAUGCAUGCCCCUUGUAACAUUACUCUCAGUAUUUUUCUUACACAUUAAACAUCAUCGUGGCCUUAACCCUUCUUUUACUUUUCUUCUCGAUCGACUGUUACCAAGCUAUCAAGAUUUCCUAAACAUCAAAAGCGUGGAUUUAUUCAUUUCAAAGAGAAGAGAAUUUAUUUAGAGGGAUAAUACUGAGUCUUUAUUAAUACAAUAUAUUUUACUCACACUUUUGUAUCGAAGAAUGGAUUUGUGACGACUCAGUACAAUUCCUUUCUUUGGCUUAUACACCGUUCAUUGUACAUGACCUGGUCUUAUUUUAAUAUAUUAUAUGUGGGUAAAUAUGUAUAUUUUGCAAAUUAUUAUUUUGAAUCUAUUAUCACUACUAUUAUCACUAAUUUUAUGAGUAAGUUAAUGUCAUAGGUUUGUUGAGAUGUAUACCGGUUAUUAUUUCACUUUCGUUUGAUAAGACCAUUAAUCGAAAAUUCUUAAUUAACUAGUUAAGGAUUAUCAGAUAGAAUGUGAAAUGAAGCAUGAAAAACCAAAGAGUGAUAUCAUGUUUCAGGUCCACUUGGUUGAAUUACAGCUUACAGGCACUUUGUAUACGAUAUGUUGAACUCUUUAAAAAUAUAAAUAAAAAGAUACUCUAGCCUUGA
This is a messenger RNA of Orussus abietinus, 2132 nucleotides long. It is a transcript of the gene Nup58, whose product is annotated as probable nucleoporin Nup58. The record is from RefSeq and is a predicted model, not a curated record. Gene Ontology annotation, cellular component: nuclear pore. The transcript is spliced from 7 exons. Lineage: Eukaryota; Metazoa; Arthropoda; Insecta; Hymenoptera; Orussidae. Gene Ontology annotation, biological process: nucleocytoplasmic transport. Gene Ontology annotation, molecular function: structural constituent of nuclear pore. Bases 1 to 1488 code for a protein of 495 amino acids.